Molecule: messenger RNA, 3424 nt
Organism: Ceratosolen solmsi marchali
Lineage: Eukaryota; Metazoa; Arthropoda; Insecta; Hymenoptera; Agaonidae
Gene: Ide
Product: Insulin degrading metalloproteinase
Exons: 15
Coding region: 114-3281 (1055 amino acids)
Biological process (GO): peptide catabolic process
Cellular component (GO): cytosol; mitochondrion
Molecular function (GO): metal ion binding; metalloendopeptidase activity
Source: RefSeq, a predicted model, not a curated record
UUGGAAGGAACUUUCCGGGGGAAUUGGAGACACGUAGAGAAAAUUAGUUGUUAGCCGUUUCUUUUCGAGAAGCCGCUUGCUACUAGCAAAAUAAAAUAAUUUUGUAAUUUCGCAUGCUGAGUAAUUUUCAAAUGUUAACUAGAAGCCUGGUGUCUCUGAGAUUUGCCUUUUUUCCUCUCCAAACCUUCAUCUUUUCCAGACAGGCAUUUCAUUCUACUCUAAAAAUAAGGAUGUCUUCACUACAACAAAGAAACCAGACUUCAGAUUCAGGCAAUAAUAUCACUGUUUCUAAAAAAAGAGAUUUAAUGACCCAACCAAACAAAGAUCAAUAUAGAGAGCCAACUCGUUAUGAUCAGAUUAUUAAAUCACCUAAUGAUAAAAGAGAUUACAGAGGAUUGAUUUUGCAUAAUAAGUUGAAAGUGUUGCUUGUAAGUGAUCCAAUGACUCACAAAAGUGCUGCUUCUUUAGAUGUCAAUGUUGGUUGCUUAAGUGAUCCAGAUGAAUUACCUGGUCUUGCUCACUUUUGUGAACAUAUGUUAUUUCUCGGUACAACCAAGUAUCCAGAAAUAAACAACUAUAACCAAUUUCUUUCUCAACAUGGUGGAGCUAGUAAUGCUGCAACAUAUCUUGACCAUACAAAUUACUACUUUGAUGUUAAUCCAGAUAAAUUUGAAGGUGCACUUGAUCGGUUCUCUCAAUUUUUCAUAUCACCUCUAUUUACGGAAUCUGUAACUGAGAAAGAAAUAAAUGCUGUACAUUCUGAACAUGAAAAAAAUUUGGCCAGCGAUAGUUGGCGAUUAGAUCAAUUAGAUAAAUCAUCAGCAAAACCAAACCAUGCAUAUGCUAAAUUUGGAACAGGAAAUAAAGAUACAUUGGAUAUUAUACCGAAACAAAAACAUAUUGAUGUAAGAAAAGCACUAUUAGAUUUUCACAAUACUUGGUAUUCAGCAAAUAUUAUGUCCUUAUGUGUUCUUGGCAAAGAGAACUUGGAUGACUUAGAAAAAAUGAUAAUCAAAAUGUUUUCUGAUAUUGAGAAUAAAGACAUUGAAGCGCCAAAUUGGACUGAACAUCCAUUUAAUGAUGAACAUUUUGAAACAAAAUGGUUCAUUGUGCCAAUAAAAGAUGUUAGAAAUCUAAAUAUUACUUUUCCUAUUCCAGACUUGCAAGAACAUUUUCGAUCUUCUCCUGUGUAUUAUUGGUCGCAUUUAUUAGGACAUGAAGGAAAAGGUUCAUUAUUAUCUGCAUUAAAAGAAAAAGGAUGGUGCAAUUCUUUGGUAUCAGGAAAAAAACCAUCAGCCAGAGGUUUCGACUUUUUUAGUGUCUGUGUUGAUUUAACGGAAGAGGGAAUUCUUCAUGUUGAUGAUAUUAUCACAAUGACUUUUCAGUAUAUCAACUUGCUUAAAAAAGAGGGGCCGGUAAAAUGGAUUUUCGAUGAAUACAAGGAUAUAACAAUGUUGAACUUCAGAUUUAAAGAGAAAUCUUUAUCAAGUAAUUAUGUGACAUCCACAGUGCAGUCCCUACAGAAAUAUCCAAUUGAAGAAGUACUAAAUGAUCCUAGAUUUUUUACUGAAUGGAAGCCAGAUCUUAUAAACGAGGUGUCAAAAUAUCUUGUACCAGAAAAAAUCAGAGUACAUGUGGUAGCCAAGGUUUUUGAUAAAGAUGCAAAUAGCGUCGAACAGUGGUAUGAAACCAAAUAUAAGAAGGAAAAAAUUCCAAAAGAGCUAAUUGAUAAGUGGAAUAAUGCUGGCUUCAACGAUGCAUUUCAUCUCCCUGAAAAGAAUGAAUUCAUACCAAGCAAAUUUGAUAUUAAGCCCAAUGAAAAGAUAGAGAAAUUUCCAGUUAUUACAGAAGACAAUCCAUUUGUUCGUGUUUGGUAUAAACAAGAUGAUGAAUUCUUUGUACCUAAAGCUGUAAUGACUUUUGAUUUUGUAAGUCCGCUCGCUUACAUUGAUCCAAUUAGUAGUAACAUGACCUAUAUGUUCGUUCAAUUAUUCAAAGAUUCUCUAAAUGAAUAUGCAUACAACGCCGAUUUAGCAGGUCUAAAAUGGGAAUUAAAUAAUUGUAGGCAUGGUUUAAACUUAAUAAUAACUGGAUAUGAUCAUAAAUUAGAUGUUUUACUAGAAAAAAUUUUAGAACGAAUGGUUAAUUUUACAAUUGACGAAAAGAGAUUUGAAAUACUUAAAGAAGCCUACAUCAGAGGCUUGAAUAAUUUUGAGACUGAACAACCUUAUCAACAUGCAGCUUAUUAUUUGACAGUACUCUUAUCGGAACAUAUAUGGGUUAAAAAUGAACUUUUAAAUGCUUGUUCUAUGUUAACAGCGGAAAGAGUUAAACAAUUUGUACCACUUCUUUUAAGUAAAAUGCAUAUUGAAUGUUUGAUCCAUGGUAAUAUUACUAAAACUGAAGCUGUAAAAGUUGUUAAGAUUUUAGAAUCGAAAUUGAUUUCUUCAGUAAAGGAUUUAACACCUCUACUACCCAAACAAUUAGUGCUGCAUAGAGAAGUUGAAUUACCAAAUGGUUGCCAUUUCUUAUAUAAAGUAGAGAAUAAACACCAUGUAAGUUCAUGUACACAAAUUUAUUACCAAAGUGGAAUGCAAUCAACUGAAAAUAAUAUGCUUCUUGAACUGUUUACACAAAUCAUAUCCGAACCUUGUUUUAAUAUUUUGCGUAACGAGGAGCAGCUUGGCUACAUUGUAUUUAGUGGAAUCCGUAGGAAUAAUGGAGUUCAGGGUUUACGAGUAAUUGUACAAAGCAAUAAAAGUCCGGAAUACGUUGAAAAAAGAAUAGAUUUAUUUAUGGAAUCAAUGCUGAAAUAUAUUACAACGAUGUCCGAUGAAGAAUUUAAUAGGCAUAAAGAAUCAUUAGCUACACAACUGUUGGAAAAGCCAAAAAUGAUGAGCAGACAAUCAGGCAUUUAUUGGCUUGAAAUUUCUUUACAACAAUAUAACUUUGAUCGUAUGAACAUUGAAGUAGCAUAUUUAAAGACAAUUAUGCGUAAUCAAAUAAUCGACUUCUAUAAGAAUAUUGUACAAACAAAUUCGCCACAAAGACACAAAUUGAGCAUCCAUGUGGUGUCAACUGCAGAAGGUAGCACAAAGAUCCAAGAGAAGACGUCCCAAAUAACAGCGGAUGUCGCUAAGUCCGAAGAUGAGAUUAUAGUUGAGGAACCAAGGCGCAUUAACGACAUACUCCAAUUUAAGAUGAGCCACCCGCUUUACCCACUUGCCAAGCCGUUUACCAAUAUCCCGAGGAAAGGGACGCAGCAGCAAUCAAAGCUGUGAAAGCAACGACGGCCUGCCACCGUCACGUCCGAGUCACCAAUCGAAAAACGGAAGCGCUGUUGAGUGUGUGAAGGCAGGCUGGAUUUUUAAUGAAUAAUUGUAUAUCUACAUGCUGAGAAACAUUUUAUAUUUCUAUAUUUUGA